AUGACAAGGAAGCUAUGUUCAGAAUGUGAAUUUUAUAUUUAUUGCAACUUUGCCUUUACACAUAUUAUUUUGAGCGAAAACUACAAGUUGGUUAAGGAGCAGUUGAAACCUGUAAAUAGUUUGUACAAAUUGAAAAAAUGGAUAGAAGACCGUGGUCUGAAACAAGCUGAUGUUACUCAUGCUCCAAGACCAAAUGCUGAACAGAUGAUCUUGACUCUUGGACUGUCAAAUUUCUUUCGUAUUGUAGUUCUUGGAAGUAACUGUGAACAUGCUAAACCAUUUCCAGACGCCUAUUCGAAAGUGUUUGAAAUUCUCAAUGUCUUCCAGGAUAACACAUUUGUAUUUGAGGAUUCUGUUUCAGGAAUAAAAGUCAGGGUUGCUUCGGGGAUGUCCGUUAUUGGCUUCACAAUAGGAAAUCUGGCACACUUGUUGAUGGAAGCAAAUCCUGCUUUUCUAAUUAAAGAUUAUGAAGAUCCAAAGCUUUGGAAGAGCUUCAUCGAAUUGGAGAGCAUAAUACGAUGUGGCGAAGAAGUAGAUGAUGACAUGAAAAACAUUAUUGUGAUUGAGUUACUUUAUCUCGAUGCGGUUAAUCCGCAUCCUACUAAGGAAGGUGCAAUGGCUGUGGAGAAGCUCAUCCAAAAUAUUGAGACCUCACUAAAAGUCGAGCAGUAG
Fraxinus pennsylvanica is the source of this 672-nucleotide messenger RNA. Lineage: Eukaryota; Viridiplantae; Streptophyta; Magnoliopsida; Lamiales; Oleaceae. The record is from the annotation of a GenBank genome assembly.